Messenger RNA from Cladophialophora bantiana CBS 173.52, 5052 nucleotides. RefSeq lists its product as uncharacterized. Lineage: Eukaryota; Fungi; Ascomycota; Eurotiomycetes; Chaetothyriales; Herpotrichiellaceae. Bases 1 to 5052 code for a protein of 1683 amino acids. The record is from RefSeq and is a predicted model, not a curated record. Gene Ontology annotation, molecular function: histone binding; ATP hydrolysis activity; ATP binding. Gene Ontology annotation, cellular component: Swr1 complex. The transcript has a single exon.
AUGCCAGGCGCAGCUGCAGUGACCGCGCCAGAUGCCGAUUCCUUCUCCGACCGGCGGCUUUCAAUCAGACUCCAACACCCAACAUCAAGGUCAGCUCCUUCACUAAACUCGACCUCACAUCAGUUGACUGAAUAUCUUUUAGCCUUGCUCGAUAAGAGAUCCACGUCGCCUAUCCGCCAUCAAGAAAGCCCCGUCGGAUCCUCCACCGAACCUCAUGACGGCCACGAUGAGCCCCCCGCGAAGCGGCGGAAAGUCGCAGGCAGUGACCAUAAACCAUCUCCUCGUCCCAUCUCUCCUCCCUGGAAGCGAGUCGUCGCAGAAGGUCCGACAUCCUUCAUCCAGGACGGUCGUCGAAAGUCCGGGAGAACAAACAUAGUGCCCCUCGACCUGCAGCCGCAAUCAAACAAGAGGCAGACACGCUCCGCUUUUGACAAGGCCAAGGAGGAGCGUCAAAAACAUGCAAAGCCUGUUUACAACGUGUCCGCUCGCAAGUCUAAGAUUGAAGCGCACGUAUCUCCGCCGGUGACUGUUAAGCGGGGUCCUGUUCCUCCCUCGAAGAGUCGCGAUGCAUCCCAGUCGCAACACCACCUCAAGGCUGAACCCUCGCAGAGGCAUCUCAGAGACACGCUUAUCAUCUCAAAACAUCCUCAUUUGACUCAACCAAAAUCUGCUCGUCAUCGUACCAAUGCUCACGGAGACACGGUUGUCAUCUCAAACCACCCUCAUUCGACUCAGCCAAAAUCUCCUCGUCAUCGUACCAGUGCGGCUCACCACCCCCAGACCCCCCCACCACGGCUCAGCGUUGCAAAUGGAGACCAACCGCAGACAAACGGCAUAGUCAAGAUUGGGCAAGAGAGUGAUGAUGACAAUUUCGAUACCUCUAGCGGACUCUCCUCCAGAGGGCCGACUCCUCCAGUGACUCUGCGCAAAGUUACCUUUCGGGUGCGACUACCCCCACCCUCCGUUGCUAGUCCAGCCAACGUACCUUUACCGAAGAGGUACGCAUCCUUUGAAGAGUUCUUGGAGAAGGACGAGGCCGAACCCAGGACAGGGGAAGAAACUCUGACACGUGAUCAAGUUGAGAAGGAGGCCGUGGCCAGGCGAAGAGUGAGAGAUGCCCAAAAGCGAGGGUCGCUCCAUAAUAAAUUCGUCGAUGCGUUGCCCGAUAAGCAAGAUGAGCCAAGGAGACAAUACGCGCAUCGUGAUCACCUCUUAGCCCAUGUAUGCCACUUCAGGAAUCUCCUAAGAGCAGAGCAUAGAGAGCAUAAGAGGAAGGCUGAAAUACUAGCGCACGAGGCAAAACGAUAUGUUGAAAAGAAGCAGAAGCGCAAUAAGAUCAAGACUGCGGAAGAAAUUGAGCAAGAGAAACGAGAGACCUGUGUGGCAAUCUAUCGAACAGUGGUCAAAGAUAUCGACAAACUCUGGGCUGCGGUCAGACAAGAAGUUAACGCCAUCCGACAGAAGGAAUACGAAGAACAGCAGCAGGCAAAGAUGAAGGGACACCUUGCGCGAGUCCUGGAUCGAACGGAUCAAAUGCUCACUCGACUUGCUGAGCAGGAUGACUCCAUGAUGGACAGUGGAACAGAUCUUUCGUCCAACGAGACCACCGAAUCAGAGUCGGAAAAUAGCGAGCAGAUGUCAGAGAGCGAAACAGAAACAGAGUCAGAACCAGACGACGGGGACCACGAUGCCCAGAUGUCAAUUGAAGAAUUGAAAAAGAAGUAUGGCAACCUACCAGACUUACCGAUCACCGAUGAAGGGCCUCUCUCUGACGGCAAAGCGGAAGAUGAAGAAAGUCUGGAUCAGCCUGAUGAAGAUUCAGAUCCGGAGACUGAAAUGGAUUCCGAGUUUGACACAGAGGGAAGCGGUGAUGAGGAUGAGAACGAGGAGGGAGAAAGCGAGGAGGAUGAGACAGGUGGCGGCCUCCUCUCGAUGUUGUUCUCGAAGAAACAGAUCGUGGACAUGACGCUGGGAGCCGAUGAAAUGGAUGCAUCGAAGAAAGAAGAGCCCGAAAGCCGCAACAAUCCCCUUGUACAAGUCCUGGAAGAUGUGCCGAUGCCAAAAGGAGAACCCUCUGAAGAGGACCCGACGCCCGUACAAAAUGCUCAGGAGGAACUGAAAGCUGAAGCCACUGGCGAACAUAAUGCACAGUUGGAGAUUCCAACGGCUCAGGAAACCGAAAACGCUGGAUUGCGAGAUGCAACACCACUCUUCGACUCUCAGAUAGCCCGACUUCCUUCUGAAGAUCCUGGAAGUCAGGAGCCUAGCACCCAUCCCUCUCCUCAUACAACCACAACGAAAUUCUCCGAGCCUGGGUCUCUCUCUUCCAUCGAUGUUCGUGCAGGCUCUGUGCCGCCUGUCACACCUUCGGAAGCAAAAUCCGUCAUCAAGACGCCUGUUCCCUCAUUGUUGCGAGGCACUCUUCGUGAAUAUCAGCAUGAAGGUUUGGACUGGCUUGCAGAUUUAUAUGCCCAUGGAAGGAGUGGAAUACUCGCUGAUGAGAUGGGCCUCGGCAAGACUAUUCAGAGCAUUGCGCUUCUAGCCCACCUUGCUGAGGUUUACGAAGUCUGGGGUCCGCAUCUCAUCGUGGUACCGACAAGCGUCAUGCUGAACUGGGAAAUGGAGUUCAAAAAGUUCUUACCUGGAUUCAAGGUUCUGACAUACUAUGGCAACCUUGAAGAACGGAAGCAAAAGAGGAGAGGCUGGAUGGCGGAUGACAGCUUCAACGUCUGUAUCACGUCGUACCAAUUGGUCUUGCAAGAUGCAAACUCUUUCAAGAGAAGAAAGUGGCAUUAUAUGAUUCUGGAUGAGGCUCACAACAUCAAAAAUUUUCGGUCAGAACGAUGGCAGACCAUGAUGACGUUUAACACCAGAGCCCGGCUCCUCUUGACAGGAACUCCCCUUCAGAACAACUUGACCGAACUUUGGUCCCUUCUGUUCUUUCUCCACUAUGGUCAAGAAAAUGAGGGCGAGGACGACGCGUUCGCGGGGUUGAAAGAAUGGUCGGAAUGGUUCAAGAGGCCCGUGGAGUCGAUCUUGGAACACGGUCGUCAGGCUCUAGACGAGGAAGAUCGAGAACAGGUUGCGAAACUCCACAAAGUCAUCCGACCUUUCCUCCUCCGUCGCCUAAAAGCGGACGUGGAGAAACAGAUGCCAGCCAAAUAUGAACACGUUGAGAUGUGUCGGCUGUCCAAACGUCAGCGACAAUUAUACGACGGCUUCAUGUCGAGAGCGCAGACGAAGGAAACGCUGGCUUCCGGCAACUACUUAUCGAUCAUCAAUGCCUUGAUGCAGCUGCGCAAAGUUUGCAAUCACCCUGACCUUUUUGAAACACGACCGAUCAAUACAUCUUUCGCCAUGCACAAAUCUGCAGCAGCUGACUUCGAGAUUAAGGAUUUUUUAGUGCGUCGGAGACUAAUGUCGGACGCCUCAAACGAUCUAGACCUCGACUUCUUACGGCUGGUACCUAUUUCGGAAGAGCGGCUGUCAAUGAUUGAGGUAAUCGAAACUACUAAACGACAUGCAUACAACCAACUCAGAGACUUGAGGGAGGCUCAGUCCCGAAGGGUCUUGUCGUCCUCCCGCAAUAGUAUCCAUAAUGAUAAUGCCAUCGCCUGGCGCGGCGAGACCCGGCGCGGUGUACUCGGAUCUCUUGAGAAUGUUGGUCGGAGAGCGCGGCUUCAGGAGUUGGACCGUACGAUGUAUUACGAAGCCUACAAGCACCAUCAGCAUCCAAUUUACGGACGUGGACUGAUUGACCAGUUGACCAUAAAUACGACUUAUGAGAGACUGUCCAAACUGUCGCCGCGGAGGGUGUUGAGCAGAUUCUGGGAUGAAGACCAGCCAAUGCAGUCCUUGAGUCUUAUACAUUCUGUUCAGUCAAGGUCUGGCCAGAUGCAACCCUUCGUUGACAAAUACGCAUGUAUCACUCCCGCUGUUGUGGCCACGGAUCUCUACGCCAGAACUGUAACGGAAGCCGGAGCCCAAGCGAUACGAGAAGCAGCAGAAUCAACCUUGAAGAGGGAUGACGAGGACGAUCCAUUCCACCUCGCACGCAUGAAGCUCUCCAUUGCAUUUCCUGACAAACGCCUCCUUCAAUACGACUGCGGCAAACUGCAAAGACUGGACAAAUUACUCCGCCAACUCCAAGCCGGCGGCCACCGCGCCCUGAUCUUCACGCAAAUGACCAAAGUUCUCGAUAUCCUUGAGCAGUUCCUCAACAUUCACGGCCAUCGAUACUUGCGACUCGACGGCGCCACGAAAAUUGAGCAACGACAAAUACUCACCGAGAGGUUCAACAACGACACGCGCAUCUUGUGCUUCAUCCUUUCUUCCCGUUCCGGUGGACUCGGCAUCAACCUAACCGGAGCAGACACCGUUAUCUUCUACGACCUUGAUUGGAAUCCUGCCAUGGACAAGCAAUGCACUGACCGGGCGCACCGCAUUGGUCAAACACGAGACGUCCACAUUUACCGCUUCGUCUCCGAGCAUACCAUUGAGUCGAACAUCCUUCGAAAAGCAAACCAAAAGCAAAUGCUCGAUGACGUGGUCAUCCAGGAGGGCGACUUCACCACGGACUACAUGAAUAGGAUGACAUAUCGGGACAUGCUUGAUGAGAAUGCCGAGGAGGAUGAGGCUGGGAAGGCGAUGGACCGUGUCUUGGGUAACGAAAACAGUAGUAUUAAGGAGCUGGAGCAAGCCGAAGAUCAAGAGGAUCGCGUAGCGGCCAAGGUCGCCGCGAGAGAAUUGCAGCAUGCUGACGAGGGUGAUUUUGAGGAUGGGAGAGCUAGUGCCACGCCGAGAACCCAGACAGGCGACGCAAGAAGUACACCUGCAUCAGGCGUCGUGCCUGGCGAGCCAUUUGGAGCAACCAACACAGCCGUUAGCCAGCCACUGGACGACGAAGAGAGGAUCCAUCAUAUCGACGAGUACCUCAUUCAAUUACAAAGGUAUCUUAUGAAAGAUAUCCCGCUUGGACCGGGUAAAGACUCAAAGAAAGGAAAGAAAGGGAGAAGAGGGCGAGACGAACACCGCGUUAGGAGGGUGAGAUGA